CGUGAGCGCUCACAAACGCCUAAACGUCUAAAGAAACGCGAAACGCGAGCAGUGCGGAAACCCCAACCUAAAAAAUGAAUAAAAACGAAAAAAUUUCCGUGACACUUCAGGAUGCUGAAACAGGUAAACAAUACACAAUUUUCGUGACGAAAGAUGAAUCCCAGCGCAUCAAUACAGACCUAAAUUUUGCUAGUUUAAAACUGCAAGAAGCAAUAGCCAUGCAUUAUGAUCUCGAUGCAGUCGAAAAUGAUUACCAAGAAAAUAUGGAAAUAUUGGAUGAAAGUGGACAUGAUCAGUCAACACCGGCAUGUGCAGAAUUCGGAGUUUUCAAAUGGCCGCAUGAUGCGAUUCUUCUCCUAAUUGAAGAAUAUCGCUCGCAAGAGGAUAAUUUCAAAAGCGGUAAAACUUCACAGAAAAAAAUAUGGGCUGCAAUAGCCGAGAAAAUGAAAAAAUAUGGCCACAGCGUUACUGGACCGCAAUGUUUGUCAAAACGGAUCGGACUGAAACGAACUUAUGAGGAUACUCCUGUAACGACUUUGUCCUCAAGUACCAAGCGCACGAGAUCACCGUCGGAAUGCAGUAAUUCGAGCCUAUGAUAGUUUUAUCGAUGGUGACGGAGUCGAAAAGUCCAAAAAAAUACGACGAACAUCUGGGGUGGAGGAUCUACUGAAGGAUGUGAUAGAAAGUAAAAAUAAGGCAGAAGAGGCAGCGGAAAGAAGACAUCAAGAAAAUAUGGCUAUGCGAGAGAGAUACUACCAAGUAAUGACAAUGUUCCGAAAAAGAUUCGUCAACGCUUUCGAAAAAAUGGCAGAUAUCCUACAAAAAAGGACACAAUGAGACAAAUUUUUUUUAUUUAAGAAAUUAAAAAAUAAGAAAAAUAUAUCGUGCAACGUUCCACAAAAUGAAAUAUAUAUAAAAUGAAUAAGAAAA
Molecule: messenger RNA, 930 nt
Organism: Venturia canescens
Lineage: Eukaryota; Metazoa; Arthropoda; Insecta; Hymenoptera; Ichneumonidae
Exons: 6
Coding region: 75-596 (173 amino acids)
Source: RefSeq, a predicted model, not a curated record